Messenger RNA from Zophobas morio, 1452 nucleotides. Its product is annotated as cytochrome P450 4g15-like. Bases 1 to 1452 code for a protein of 483 amino acids. Gene Ontology annotation, molecular function: iron ion binding; oxidoreductase activity, acting on paired donors, with incorporation or reduction of molecular oxygen; heme binding. The record is from RefSeq and is a predicted model, not a curated record. Lineage: Eukaryota; Metazoa; Arthropoda; Insecta; Coleoptera; Tenebrionidae. The transcript has 7 exons.
AUGCUUUUCACACUAUUAUUGGUACUUGUAUUUUGGUUUCUACACUACCAGUGGAAGCGACGCCACCUUUACCACCACGCUAGUAAAAUCCCGGGUUCACGAGGAUGGCCCAUCGUUGGUAACCUUUUCCAAUUUACAGGCGACUCUGACGAAACCCAUGAUAAAAUUUUAAGAUACUUGGAUGCUUGUAAGGACAUUUCCAAAGCGUGGAUGGGUCCAACCCUUGUCUGUGGUAUCGUCAAACCUGAAUAUCUGGCCAAGUGUUUCAUGAGUCCCAGUACCACCGCUAGAUUAUACUUCGACCGAAAAGUUACCGAUUUCUUGGGGCAGGGACUUCUCACCGCUCCAAUACCUGUAUGGAAACGUCAUCGCAAAAUCAUACACCCCUUUUUCAGUGACAAAAUUAUCAACAGGUUUGUCGAAGUUUUCGGGAGACAGUCCAUUACUUUGGGUGAACAGUUGGAAAAGUACCUCGGUCAAAAAAACGUGGAUAUAUUUGAAAUAGUCAGAAAUUGUACGUUGGAUAUAUCUUUUGAAACCAUGUUGGGUGUCCAGCUCAAUGUACAACAAGGAGAAUCGGAACUAGGAAGGUGGACAGACAGACUCCUGGAGAUAAUGUUCCUUCGACUUUUUAAUUUUUGGUACCAGUACGAUUUUAUUUUUAAGUGGACGAAGUUGCACAAAGAAAACCAGCUACUUUUGAAGAAGUACCAACGUUAUCUGGAGGAAAUUAUCGGAAAGAAGGGCAAGGUUGUCAAAUCUGAGUUUGUGGUUCUGCUGGAUUUUUUGCUCGAUUUGUCUAGCAGUGGUACCAAAAUAACAACAGAGGAGAUUCUAGACGAAGUCAAAACUUUCGUAAUUGGGUCUUUCGACACCACCGCUCUCCUUUCUUGUUUUACCAUUACCAUGUUGGGCAUGCAUCCAGAUGUUCAAAAUCGCGUCUAUGAAGAAGUUCUCACCGUUCUAGGUCCUGAAAGAACUCCGGAUUAUCAGGAUUUACCUUCUCUUAAGUACACAGAACUGGUACUCAAGGAAACCCUCAGGUUGUUCCCCCCGAGUCCUUGUUUGGAACGACUAGUACUAGACGAUUUGCCUCUUGAUGGUGGUACCGUGAGCCUAAACCACUCAGUACUAAACUGUUUUUUCAGACGAUAUAACGCUUCCAAAGGGUUCGGUGGCUAUGCUGGCGGUACUCCCUGUCCAUCGAAGUACCGAAUACUGGCCGGACCCUCUACCAACCGACAUCCUUUUACCUACAUGCCGUUUUCUGCAGGACCUAUGAAUUGCAUAGGUCGAAAGUACGGAAUAAUGUCGACGAAAACCAUAAUUGCCAUUCUUAUCAGAAAAUUUAAAUUUCGUACUGAGUAUAAAACGGUCGACGAUAUUAAGCUAGGGGCUAAGCUUAUUUUGAGACCACGUGACGGCUUCAAAUGUUCUUUUGACUUAAGAUAG